AUGACAUUUUCACCCGAGCCGACAGAAGAAGAUAAUUUUGUAACAAAUAGCAUAUCUGCUGCGACUGAAGAUUUUAGCACCAGCGACACACCAAACUUCACUGCGGACACAGGAAACUUCACAGUGGUACCACCCUUCGAACUCCCAGCCUUUCCCCCUUCACCGCUCUACAUUUUCGUCCUGAAGACGCUCUUCUGCGGACUGGUGUUGCUGAUCACACUUACUGGCAACAUACUCGUACUGGUUUCAUUCGCCACUACCAGAAAACUCCAAACCUACACCAAUUACUACCUGGUGGGUCUGGCGGUGGCCGACCUAGUCAGCGGCGGCGUCACCCCGGCACUGCUAAACGCAACCUUCCUGGUAGGUUACUGGCCGUUCGGCAGUGUCGUCUGCCGGGCUUUCAUCUACGUCAACACCGUGUUUGUCCACGCCACGUUCCUCUUGACUUUCAUCAUUUGCGUGGACAGAUACAGGGCCACGAUUAUGCCGCUGAAGCACCUUCAGGAAAAGAACAAAAAACACGCUUUGAAGAUGAUUCUGCCCGGGUUCCUGGUUCCGAUGUUGCUGUGGGCUGUCGUGAUACUCGUUCUUCCCGAGUACGGUGUGUUUGCUCCAGUCCCACCGUACGAAUGUCGCAUACCAUACGCGAGCAAUAAAUUCUUUCUCCUCGGAUCCUCCCUUUUUAUCUCCUGGAUUCCAAUCAUUGGAACGUCGAUCUUGUAUGCCUUCAUUUACUUCAAAGUCAUUCGUAAACGCAACAAGGAAAGAGGACCUAGAAACAGAGCGAAACAAAUUAACACAGCCAGUUUAGUGAAAACCUGCGAUCUGGGGACCAUUCCAGAGUUGCCCGUCAAGUUGCGAGAUGUAGUCAACGCCGACCGUCGGUGUUCAGUGAAAGAAGAGAUAAAGGCCGAGGAGGAGAACGUCACGGAGUCUGAGGCCAGCAGGGAUGAUGUGACAGGAAGACAUAUCAACCGAGUCAACAGCGAGAUCAUUCCAGAUGUGAAGCAAGCGACUACAACUGAUUGCCAAGCCCGAGGAGAGCCGUACAGCUCUUAUCACCAGAAGCGUCUAACAAGCAGCCGACGAGCCACCCGUACCUUGGCGUACAUCGUCGCGGUCAUGGUCAUCUCGGGCACCCCUUGGUUCUUUUAUUCCAUUCUGACAAUUUCUACAAGAAUCCCAAGAUAUCCGUUUGUAAACUGGUUUGUUGGGUACGUAGUUCAUCUGAGCAGCGCCACCAAUCCCUUCUGCUAUGCCAUCUGCAACCCUGUAUUCAAGCAAUCAUUUCUCCGCAUCCUCUGCCGAUGCUGUCACUGGAAGAAAUAA
Acanthaster planci (crown-of-thorns starfish) is the source of this 1332-nucleotide messenger RNA. Its product is annotated as muscarinic acetylcholine receptor M2-like. NCBI's taxonomy places the organism in Eukaryota, Metazoa, Echinodermata, Asteroidea, Valvatida, Acanthasteridae. Gene Ontology annotation, cellular component: plasma membrane. The record is from RefSeq and is a predicted model, not a curated record. Gene Ontology annotation, biological process: G protein-coupled receptor signaling pathway. Gene Ontology annotation, molecular function: G protein-coupled receptor activity; dopamine neurotransmitter receptor activity, coupled via Gi/Go.